GUGUUAUCGUUCCUCGCAUAGUCUGUGCGUAUUACAUCACAAUUUAGCAUUAUAACAUCAUUAAAUAGUAUUGUAUCAUAGCAUUUGCGGCGCCCUUAUCGAGAUUAUUUAUAUCACAAUAUUAUAAUGAAUGACCGCGUUAUAGUGAUACAAUAGAUAAAAGCAUUAUCAUCUUUAUUCUGAUAAAUUGCCAAUACAUAAAUACAUCUGUCGCGAAUUUAUGUUUGUGGAGUCAGUAUUGGUCAAUACGGUUGUAAGAAUAUUAACUAAAGAAGACUUAUAACAGAUUAUCCGCAAGAUGUCGCUGAAACGAGUUCUUAUUGUGAACAAGUCGUUCCCGCUCGCUGGAUUGGAGUUAUUGAAAAACAAGGUUGAAGCAGUAGUACUUCCGCACUUGGACUACGAACCAGAGAGUUUGCCGACUAUUAAGAAGAAUCUCAAAGGAAUUGAUGGUUUAAUAUGGAACACCAAGCACAAACUCACUGGAGAGCUACUGGAUUUGGCAGGUCCUCAACUGAAAUCAGUUACGACAAUGGCAUCGGGCAUCGAUCACAUAGAUGUACCAGAGCUGAAGAAGCGCGGUAUACCUCUGGGGAAUACUCCUCAAGUCCUGGAUGAUGCAGUGGCAGACAUCACUGUGGGUCUCCUGAUAGCUGCUGCAAGAAGGUUUAAAGAAGGAGUCCAGGAAUUGGAGGCAGGUGAAUGGAAGUACGGCGUCCAAUGGAUGGUAGGACAAGACAUCGCGGGCAGCACUGUUGGCAUCGUUGGCUUCGGCGGGAUCGGGCAGGCUGUGCUCCGAAGAUUGAGGGGAUUCGAUGUUGCUCGGUUCAUUUAUAGCGGACGAACGGAUAAACCUCAGGCUAAAACCCUAGGAGCAGAGAGAGUGCCAGUAGAACAACUGCUUAAAGAAAGUGACUACGUGAUCCUCGCGUGCCCUUUGAGCAAGGAGACCAAACACAUGAUCAAUGCAGACUCCUUGAAGACUAUGAAGAAAACUGCUGUGGUCGUCAAUAUUGGAAGGGGAGAGCUAAUAGAUCAAGAAGCCCUCUACACUGCGCUCAAAGAGAAGCAGAUCUUCGCAGCUGGACUGGACGUGGUGACUCCAGAGCCCAUAGGGAAAGACCACCCACUCGUGUCUCUUCCUAACUGCUAUAUAAUACCUCACAUGGGUAGCGCAACGGUUGAGACCAGAAACAAGAUGGCGUCCAUAUCGGCGAAGAACGUUCUGUUGGGCUUAGAAGGCAAGCCGAUGCUGUUCCCUUGUUGAAAAUAAACAAUUUUAUACAUAUAGAUAGAUAGAUCGACAACUACUCAACAAUAGCUAGAUUUGUAUAAAAUAUUAUAACAUUGCAUUUACAUUUUUGUAUAUUUUAAAUAAAUUAUACAUUUAUACACACAAA
Messenger RNA from Helicoverpa armigera (cotton bollworm), 1400 nucleotides. Its product is annotated as glyoxylate reductase/hydroxypyruvate reductase. NCBI's taxonomy places the organism in Eukaryota, Metazoa, Arthropoda, Insecta, Lepidoptera, Noctuidae. Gene Ontology annotation, molecular function: hydroxypyruvate reductase (NADH) activity; glyoxylate reductase (NADPH) activity; hydroxypyruvate reductase [NAD(P)H] activity. The record is from RefSeq and is a predicted model, not a curated record. The transcript is spliced from 7 exons. Gene Ontology annotation, cellular component: cytosol. Bases 299 to 1267 code for a protein of 322 amino acids.